Messenger RNA from Arachis stenosperma, 864 nucleotides. RefSeq lists its product as uncharacterized. The coding region runs from base 1 to 864 and encodes 287 amino acids. The transcript has 2 exons. The record is from RefSeq and is a predicted model, not a curated record. NCBI's taxonomy places the organism in Eukaryota, Viridiplantae, Streptophyta, Magnoliopsida, Fabales, Fabaceae.
AUGGCUAAGGGACGCAAUGGCUGCGGGACGCGGUGGCGGUGGGCUGCUCGAUUGGUGGUGGUGGCUGUAAUGGUUCUCAGAGAAGAGAGGAGAGAUGAGUGGAUGUCUGAUAGUGAGUUGGAUUUGGAUGAUGGCAGCACGUUAGAGUUUUCAGGCCAUUGGACUGAUGGUUGGAGCACCGAUUUGGGAGAUGGGGAUGAUUUGAACGGGUUGAAGGAAUCACUGACUGAGGAAGGGGAUAGUGGCCAUGUAGAUAGUGAAUACGAAGGCAAGGAUGAUGAUGGAAAUGAUAUGCAUGCUUUCGCAGAGGAUCAUGCAAACUCCGAGAAUGUCAUGGGUAAACAAUUCAGCUGUCCAGACAUUGUGAUUGCUUUUGUGUUAUUAUGUGUAGAAUUUAAUGGGAUUGGAGAUGCGUAUGCAAGCUAUGUAGCGUAUGCAAAGGGUAUUGGUUUUGCGGUGCAAAAGAGAGAUUCUAUUAAAGACGAGGAAGGAAAUAUUGUUAGGAAGUUUUUCUACUGCAAUCGGCAAAGGCUGCGUGAAAAGAAGCAUUACGAGCGAGUUGACAGAAAAAGGACUCAUAAACCAGAGAUGAGAAUGAAUUGCGAUGCCAAGCUUGUGGUGUUUUUGGACAAAAUUUAUGGGAAAUGGCGGAUGAAAAUAUUGGUCGAGGAACAUAAUCAUGAGUUGGCGCCCCAAGAGUUCACUAAUAUCAUGGCUUCACAUAGGAAGAUCCCAAAAGGGCACAAAGCGCAUAUACAUAGAAUGCAUGAAGCUGGGUUCCAAACAACUCAAAUAAGGGGUUUCUUUGCCCACAUGUGUGGUGGAUAUCAGAAUCUUAACUUCAUAAGUAAGGACUUGGUAUAA